This is a messenger RNA of Bactrocera tryoni, 1180 nucleotides long. RefSeq names its product complex I intermediate-associated protein 30, mitochondrial (gene CIA30). Bases 80 to 985 code for a protein of 301 amino acids. The record is from RefSeq and is a predicted model, not a curated record. Gene Ontology annotation, biological process: mitochondrial electron transport, NADH to ubiquinone; mitochondrial respiratory chain complex I assembly. Gene Ontology annotation, cellular component: mitochondrion. NCBI's taxonomy places the organism in Eukaryota, Metazoa, Arthropoda, Insecta, Diptera, Tephritidae. The transcript has 3 exons.
UAUCAUUCUUGUUUAUAGUAGUCAUAAGUUGAUUUUAGAAGUAAAGUUUUAUUAGAAAUUGCCAAAAUAGGGAUAAAAAAUGAAUGUCCUUAGAUCGUAUAUAAGUCGAGGUAAAAGUGGUGUACUUCAAAUUCCCGAAGUUAUUGGUCCUCGUUUCAUACACACUACCGCUAUCCGUAAAACGUUUUGGGAAAAAGAGAAGAAAUCGGGUUAUACAAGUAAUGUAACACUGCCUUCCAGAAAGGAUCUAAUUGUGGAAGGUUUUCGCGAACUUAAAAAAGAGAUACAACUAUGGAAAGAUGAAAUGAAAGAAAAAUUAGAUUGCGACCCAAUACUUGUUUACCGUCCUGGUGAAACGGAUGUGGUUUUCAAUUUUAAAAAUGAAAGUGCUUUCGAUACUUGGAUCGUGACAACGGAUGCUGAUCACCGGGAAGGCAAAAGUACAGCAAAGCUGGAAAUGAGCUCGGGAGGCGCUGGGCUGUUUCAUGGUAAUGUAAAUUCUGAACAUGUAAGAGAUGGUAUUGUAAAGCGAACCGGCUAUGCUAAUAUCCGAACAAAACGAGUGCGGCGGUCUUUCAAACGUGAGUCAACAUAUGACUGGACUCAAUAUAAUACCCUCGUAAUGAAAAUACGUGGAGAUGGACGUAGCUAUCUUAUUAAUCUUCACACGGAAGGCUAUUUUGAUCUACAAUGGAAUGACGUAUAUCAUUAUGUGCUUUUUACUCGAGGUGGGCCUCAUUGGCAAUUAGUUAAGAUCCCAUUUUCAAAAUUCUUCCUCUCAUCGAAAGGCCGAAUACAAGACAGGCAAGGACCAAUUCGUUUAGAUCGUGUAACUCAUUUUGGAUUCUCAGUAGGGGCUAAAAAUAAUAUGGAUGGUCCUUUUCAAUUGGAAAUUGAGUAUAUAGGUUUGGAAUUCGAUCCUAAUCACCGCGAGGAAUUUGCUUAUGAAAUGUACAAAACUGAUAAGUACAUUGUUGCGACUUAAACACAUUUGGAAUCACAUAACAAAUUGUGUUUAAGGCACAAAAAAUAUUGUUUGUUAUGUAAUUUGCUAAGGAAAUAAUUAAUAUUGAAUUUGUUGUCGAAAUAAAUAAGUUAUAAAAGUGAUUUAAUUUAUUUUAUAAACUGUUAGUACAAAGUUGUGGAAAUAAAAUUCACUCACGUUAAAAAUCAACCCUGA